Messenger RNA from Pelobates fuscus (common spadefoot toad), 4631 nucleotides. RefSeq names its product kinesin family member 24 (gene KIF24). Bases 110 to 4168 code for a protein of 1352 amino acids. Gene Ontology annotation, molecular function: ATP binding; microtubule binding; microtubule motor activity. The record is from RefSeq and is a predicted model, not a curated record. Lineage: Eukaryota; Metazoa; Chordata; Amphibia; Anura; Pelobatidae. The transcript is spliced from 13 exons. Gene Ontology annotation, cellular component: microtubule. Gene Ontology annotation, biological process: microtubule depolymerization; microtubule-based movement.
UAGGGAUAUAGGAUGGUUCUUGGGGUGUAGAAUUUGAUGGUCAGGAGACGUGCUUCCCAGCAGACCUGGACCAUACAAUUUGUAAGGUGAAAAUUUGAGCAUUGUAAAGAUGGCGUCCUGCUUGUUUGAGUGCCUGUGUGAAGCAGAUCUGGAUAAAUACUACCCUCGUUUUAUAGCUGUUGGACUACAGAAAAUUGAGGAGUUGGCGAAGAUAACAAUGAAGGAUUACUCCAGGUUGGGAGUUCACAGCAUGGAGGACCGAAAGCGCCUUUUCCAGCUUAUUAAAAUUAUCCAGAGUGUGUCUGAAGAAGAUAAUCAUGAGCGCACCCCUUUACAGCCUGGCUGUGUCUAUCUCCAUCCCUCACUACAUCGCUCUGCUACAAGACGGCAGCUGCACUUUGAUUCAUCCUUCGAGAUGGACAGAAAUGUCUGUGCACCAUCUAAAAUAUGUGGCUUGUCUGACACUUAUUCCCUGAAACGCCCAGGAGAACUAUUUGAAAUGCAUCUGGUAGAUGAUCAACAUCACACUGGAAAAAUUCCCACAUUAGAUAUAAUGACUUCCUGCCGAGCAAAAGAUCACAAUCCAAAAACCUGUUCUGUAAAAAGCAUAGGCUUAAGUACAGUUGACAGUGAUGCCCCCAUUAUUCACAGGGUAACUCAUGUGUCGGGAUACAACUAUGGAGUUCCCCAGACCUGCUCAAGAUCUAGCGCCUCAGAAAAAGAUGGACCUUGGACAGAAACUGAUAAAAUAAGAGUGUGUGUCCGCAAGCGCCCUCUUGGAUUGAGAGAAGAGAGACGAGGGGAAUUAAAUGUUGUUACAGUGGAAAAUAAUGAAACUAUAUUAAUUCAUGAAAGAAAAGAAGCAGUCAACCUCAAGGAAUAUAUUCUCCAGCAUGUAUUUUAUUUUGAUGAAGUCUUUAGUGAAACGUUCAGCAAUCAGGAUGUGUACAUGAAGACAGCCCAUCCUCUCAUUCAGCAUGUUUUUAACGGAGGGAAUGCUACAUGCUUCGCUUAUGGUCAGACAGGAGCUGGUAAAACAUAUACCAUGAUUGGUACUCAGAAAAACCCAGGCCUCUAUGCUCUGGCUGCAAAGGACAUCUUCCAGCUUCUAGAGGCUGAAAAAUCAAUAAAGGACUGCAGUAUUUGGAUCAGUUUUUAUGAAAUCUAUUGUGGGCAACUGUAUGACUUGCUUAAUGGAAGAAAAAGGUUGUUUGCAAGAGAAGACGGUAAACAUGUAGUACAAGUUGUUGGACUGCGUGAAGUGCAAGUCAGAAGCGUUGAAUUACUCCUUGAGAUGAUUCUGAAAGGCAGCAAAGAACGCAGUACAGGGGCCACAGGGGUAAAUUCUGACUCAUCCCGCUCCCACGCAAUCAUUCAGAUCCAGAUCAAAGGUGCAGGAAACCGGAAAAUGGGAAGAAUAUCAUUUAUUGAUCUAGCCGGGAGUGAAAGGGCGUCUGAUGCAAGAGAAUCUGAUAAACAAACCAAGAUGGAAGGAGCAGAAAUAAACCAGAGUCUCCUUGCUCUCAAAGAGUGCAUCCGUGCGCUGGACCAGGAGCAAGCACAUACUCCGUUCCGGCAAAGCAAGCUAACACAGGUUUUAAAGGACUCCUUUAUUGGAAACUCCAAGACUUGCAUGAUUGCUAAUAUUUCUCCAAGUCACAUAGCUACCGAACACACACUAAACACACUGCGUUAUGCAGACAGGGUAAAGGAAUUGAAAAAAAUGAAAUCUGCCACUUGUGUCAGCCGUGCCAGGGCACCUGCAUGUUUGUCUCCAAAACGUGUCCAAAAUUCUCCUUCAGUGCUUGGAGAAAAAAUCUCCCCUAAGAAAGUUAAAUUGGGACAACAAUCCACCUCAAACACAACAAAAAGUAAUCCAUGCUCAUCUGUCUUCCACCCCAAUAAUAUCCCACUCUCAUCUACUCCCAAAACGCACAUUAAGGUAAAUAGUGUGAAAGCAAACCAAGCCUGGCUGAAUCACACCACUCCACUUAAAGGAAUUAUCAACUUGGGAAACAUUGUUAAAAAGAAGAAUGACAUUCUUCUUAACAAUAAGAAUCCAGUGGGCAUUAAAACUGAGAUUGUAAGUCCAUUAAAAGGAACUGUCCAGGAAGAUCCCAUUACCUGCUACCAGCAGCCUAUAUCAAUGCAGAGAAUUCAAGCAGUGCCACCAGUACAGAAGCAAAUAGUUUCAAGGACUACAAUGUCCUUUGGAGACCAUAAAUUUAAUACACCUAUGCAUGAUGUUCAAAAUAUUGUAAGGCAAGCUGGCACAGAUCCAGGGAACUUAGGAAGACAAUCUUCACAGCAGAAAGAAAGAGAACAACAUCUACGUUCUUAUCACCAGCAAUUCCAACAUCCUCCCAUCCUCCAGCAUAAGCUGCACUAUCAACCGUUAGAAAAAAUCUUUGAACUAUAUAACCCACAGGAGAUUCGCGUUGAGAACAACAGAAGUCCCUUGCCUCAAUCACCAUGUGAAGGAGCACUUCUUGAAGAUCUCGAUGACAGUGAUUUUAGUGAAGACUCCUUUUCAUAUGCCUCUACUAAUAAAAAAGGAGAGAAACGAGAAACUGCAUGUGAAAGACUUUCAUUUUUUCUUCACGAUGGUUCUCCGGGAUUAGAGAUCAGAAAACCAAAACAAGCCGAUCGAUUAAGCUUCAAUUAUGAAGACUCAGAAGAAUUAAAUCAAUGUGAUGCCUGGAAAUGCGGAAAUACAUUUGUUUCUUCAGAUGGGAAAGUUGAUAAAUGUGCAGAGAGAGAAUCAUUUUGGAAUUCUGAAGAUGAUUCCUGUGGUGCCUGUGAAUCUUCAGAGAUCAGCAAUACACCCGAAAAGCCAUAUUCCUCUCAAGAGGACCCAAUAAGUAAUUUAAAGAAAACAAAGCAUUUAUUAUCUACAAACAAUACUGCUAACGAUAUCACAGGUCAUUUAAUUGAUUCAUCUUCAUUACAAGAGACAGGUUUAGAAACAAAGGAAAGCCGAAAAUGUGAAUCUGAAAAGACUGAAGAAACUUGUGACCAUCAGAGACCAUCAUCAGGGUCGGGCUCUGGGCUUAUGGCUCCACUAACUCUGUCUCUUCUGCAAGAUAACUGGUCAAUGGAACUUAUACAACAAAUUAAAUCUCCUGAGUCUUCUGACAGGCAAAGUAGUGGUGAAAAUAAUUUAAAUUGUGACAAAGUCUGGACAGUUGGAACUGAGAUUGAAACAGCCAGUGACAGACAUAAUGAAAGAUCUCCUGAAAGUAAUUUAUUUGGUUUUCUAAAGCAGAUGCUUCAACAAAAUGAACUUGGGGAGAGCUUAUCUGGGUCACACAGUGGUUCAAACAGUCUCAUUUCAAUUGGUUCCCCACAGUUAUGCAAAGGACAUAGAAGGUCGGACAAAAUACCCAGAGAAGGAAAUGUAAGACCAUUUUCACUUUCUAAGUCAAGUAACUCCUUAAGCAGGGAUUCUUCUAUAGACUUUGCUGUUGGCCAAUGCAGAGAAAAUCAGGCCAGUCCAUACUAUGAGGCCGACACAGAGGACAGUACUGUUAAAAUUAAGAAUAAACAAAUCAGUCCUAAAUAUGAGGAACUUGCAUGGAAUAAGUCCAGCACAUCUUUCGAUUCUUUAGAAUGUACUAGUGGUCCAAAUGCUGUAAUUAAAAAUGGACAGCCAAAAUCCAGCAAUCCCGAAUUGGGACACAUUCAUCAACCAAAGAGUGAUGUUGAUGUAGAGAAAAAAUCUUUUAAAGAACACUUCAAGCUGACUAUUAAAGAUAGUGAACUGGAGCAUCUCAAAUCAACUCUUAUCAAGUGUAUAUUUUCAAAUGGAGGAGUUGGAGAAGAAUUGCUUCCAAGCUGUGGAAGCACAUCAGCUCAGAAUCUAAGAAACCCGACAGAUGGAAGCAGUCAGACACAACAAGCAAACCUUCACGCAAAGCACUUGGAGAAAGCUCAGCAACUUGUUGUAAAGGCACACCGUGAACAACUGGAUGAAAUUGCUGCUUUGAGCUCCAAGGAAGAGAUACUGCUGAGCCAGUUCCCACACUUGGAUUUUAAGGAAUAUGUGGCCAAACUAGAUGAAAUCCUGGUGUUGAAAUCAAAAUGUAUCUAUAGUAUGCGGGCACAGCUACAGUUGUUUAUGGCCUAUCCACAGACUGCAAAACCAGCAAAUAGGACCUCGGCAUCCUAGCUGCUCCCAUGGCAUCAACAUUCAUCAGUGAAUGGCUAUGCAUGUAACUGCCUCCAGUAAAUUGUCUGUAUUUCUACAUUCACAGAAUCCUUCAGGUCAAAGCAGUUUAUACAUUCUUACUGUAACUGGGUGAAACUGUGAAAACUUUUAACAGUUGAUGCAAAUAUAUUUCAGGAUUGAGCCAUCCAAAUGGUAAAUGUGUGCAGGUUGUACUGGCAUACAGUACCAUGUAAGUUAUUUGCCACAUUUGCUACAAUCUGAAAUUAAAAUUGUUUUUUGAUAAAAACACCUUAUUUUUUAUUGUAGCACAAAGAUUAAGUAACCAAAAAGAGCAAUUUUUAACAGCCAUAGAAUUUCCUUCUAAGAAUUAAUACCCUGCAUCUACCAGCAAUUUACUGCUGCCUUUUGGGGUAAAUCUUGAACAGUUUUCUAUUUUUACAUUUUUAUACCAAGUCUUAGAACC